AUGAGGUUAUUUGUUAGGGGGAUAUCAUGGGAGGCAACUGAUGAAGUUUUGAAACAACACUUUAGCAAGUAUGGAACGAUGGUUGGGUCUGAGAUUGUAAAGGACCGAAACAGUGGCCAUCCCAGAGGCUUUGCUUUUGUCGCAUUUUCUCAAUCCUCUUUUGUUAAUCAUGCCCUUAAAGAUUCACAUCACAUUCUUGGAAGAACAUUGAGUGGAAAGCUGGUGGUGGUUAAGAGGGCUAUACCUAAAGAUGGAAUAAGCAGUAGUAGCAAUCGUUAUGGAAUGCUAGGUGGUGAACAAAGGUUUAACUAUGAUCAGCAAGGGGGACUCCCUUACAAUGACAGGUUUGGGUAUCUCCCAUCUGAAUAUGGUAGUCUUGCUGGUUAUCCAUAUGGAGCUGGAAGUUUUGGUGGUGGAUAUGGUGAAAUUGGUUAUGGGCUCAACCCUGGAGCACCUACGAGUCCCUGGAGAAGACCUGAAAUGGUUGGUGAUAGGGAAAGUUUCUUGCUUUAUAGCAGUGCAGCUCCUGUCUAUCUCACCUACUUUAAUGGUGGAGCUGGAGUGAUGUGUACGACUGCAACAACCCUGCUACACAGCCAGGUUCGUACUGCAAAAGUGGAAAAGCGAAUAAAUGAGAUAAUUAACCGGUUAAACAGGACAAAGGUGGAAAGGAACCCUGAUUUCAAAGCUGAACGAAAGGCAGUCCAUGCGGCUGAAAGAUCAGAAAGGAAACAACAAUUUAGAGAGAAAGCGAGUCAUAACUUCUCUGUUAAUUUUAUUGCUGUAAAAUACAUAUAA
Fraxinus pennsylvanica is the source of this 798-nucleotide messenger RNA. NCBI's taxonomy places the organism in Eukaryota, Viridiplantae, Streptophyta, Magnoliopsida, Lamiales, Oleaceae. The record is from the annotation of a GenBank genome assembly.